AUGCAUCGGGGAAUCUCCAGUGCGCCUGGCAUCGUGUCGUCAGCUGCUAUGGCAGCGCUCGCCAAUCACGGCAAGCAUCACGCACACACCAUGCCACUCCACGCCAGUCCACGCAAUCCAUCGCAUGGCAACCAGUGCGUCCCGAUCCACUUGCUCCCUCCCAUGAUUCCACGCGCUGCUCCAUGUGCUGGCACUGGCAGGGGCGACGGCGACUACAACGGGUGGGGGCUGCACUUGUGGGGCGACGUGGAGGCAGAGACCGACUGGCAGCACCCCUUGCCCUCCUCGCCUGCUGCUGCCACUGGUGGUGUUGUUGCUGCGGGUGGUGGCGGCAUGAAGUGGGUGGAGUGGCGGGUGCAGCUGAAGCCACAUGCGCGCACAGUGAACGUGCUGCCUCACCGAGGGGACUGGAAGGACUGCACAUGGACCAUAGACAUGGCCACACUGCCUGCACCACCGCCCUCCACCAGCACCCAGCGUGGCCCCACAGUGUGGCUCAUCUCAGACUGCCAACGCGCCUUCCUGCACGCCCCCAACCUCGACCGCCUCCCCAAGGGCAGCUUGGAUCUCUUCAAGGCGCACUGGGUGUCAGCGGACGAGAUAGCAGUGGACUGGGACUAUAGCGAGGGUGACUAUGGCGAGGAGAUUCUCUUCGCCCUGCACGCCAGUGAAUCGGCCUCACUCUCCCUCACAGAGGACGGCGUGCACGGGGCGGACUCUGUCAUUCCCCUCACGCUGGACCCUGCUGGCCUCUCGCCUGCUGUAAGCCCCACACUCCGCUCCACUAUCUUCUGUGAUGGUGCAUGGCAUGGUGCAAUGAAGCAUGGCAUGGUGCAAUGA
This is a messenger RNA of Closterium sp. Yama58-4, 840 nucleotides long. Lineage: Eukaryota; Viridiplantae; Streptophyta; Zygnematophyceae; Desmidiales; Closteriaceae. The record is from the annotation of a GenBank genome assembly.